Molecule: messenger RNA, 1445 nt
Organism: Panicum hallii
Lineage: Eukaryota; Viridiplantae; Streptophyta; Magnoliopsida; Poales; Poaceae
Product: ranBP2-type zinc finger protein At1g67325
Exons: 10
Coding region: 247-1110 (287 amino acids)
Biological process (GO): regulation of DNA-templated transcription
Cellular component (GO): nucleus
Molecular function (GO): transcription coregulator activity; RNA binding
Source: RefSeq, a predicted model, not a curated record
GCCGACGCGGCGGAGGCAAAAGCCAAUCUGCACCCCGGAAAUUUCCCAAGCCGAAAUCGCGACAGGAAGGGGAGGGAGCACGCGAGCGCAAAACCCUAGCCCGCUGCUCCGCCGGACUCCCCUCCUCCUCCUCCCUCGCUCGCCGCCCGUAUCCGCGGCGUCCGGGGCUCUCCCUCUCCGCUCCGAGGAGCGCAAGGCCUCCCGCCGCGCCGUCCGCCGACCGCCACCGCCGGGUCGCCGCCACCCAUGUCUUCUCAGGUCGACAGCCGCAGCCAAUCCGCUGGGAAGCGCGCGCGCACCGACGGCAGCCGGCGUGAGGACGACUGGGUUUGCCCCAGCUGCAAGAAUGUCAACUUUGCCUUCCGCACCACUUGCAACAUGCGGAACUGCAACCAGUCCAGGCCAGCAGAUCACACGAAGGCCAUGCAAAAGCCUAUGCAAACUCCGCCCCACUACACCACAUCAGGGGGUUACAUGGGCCCAGGGACGCCUCCGUCGAUGUACCUUGGUGGGGGUGCUCCCCCGUAUGGCACGUCCAUGUUUAAUGGACCUGCAAUGCCGCCGCGCUAUGGCAUUCCUCAGUUCCCUGGGAGUUCGGCGUAUCCAUAUGGAUAUGGUGGUCGCGUACCGAUGGGGAACCUCUACGGGCCAAUGCAAAUGGCAGGGCCACCUCCAUAUUCUGGUGGAUCUAUGAUGGGAGGUGGAAUCUAUGGAAUGCCCAUGGACAGAUAUGGCUUAAUUCCUCCUAGUCCUAGUGCAAUGGGCACAAGGGCUGGCUCAUAUUCUGAUGAAGGUUCCCAGAAGAAGCCUGCAGGAGCUGGACGUGAUAAUGAUUGGGAGUGUCCAAAUUGCCACAACAUCAACUUCGCCUUUCGCACAGUCUGUAAUAUGAGAAAGUGCAACACACCAAGACCUGAAAACCAGGGAUCUAAGCCUGAUGGUUCAAGAGGCUCAAAACCAAAGAUGCCAGAGGGCAGUUGGAAGUGCGAGCAGUGCAAUAACAUAAACUAUCCAUUCAGAACAAAAUGCAAUCGUCCUCAAUGUGGAGCAGAGAAGCCACUGCAGACAAACAAUACAAAUGAUUCAGCAACAGAUCAGGACAAUCAGUGAGUCCUAGAACAGUAAUGAGGGUCAAGAAGGUCCAGCGUCAUCGUCAAGGUUCAGUCUGAAUGUGGGGUCCAUCUGUGUCAGUAGUCACUGCUGUCGUUACAAGUUUCUUCCCCUCGAGACCUUAGUUGAGUCGGGGUCCUAAUGGUAAACACGUUGGAGUUGGCAAUGGAGUCUUGCCUUUUAUAAUCACUACAGAUUUUGGUCACGAACAUCUAUUUGUCAUGUGAAUUGGUCAUCUUGCCUUUCCUGGCUGAACUUGGUUACUUGUCUUUGUUACUGAUACUCUGGGUAAAUUGCCAUCUUUAUAUGAAAUUUCUCUAGUUGUCUGUGUCAUA